Messenger RNA from Penicillium waksmanii, 381 nucleotides. RefSeq lists its product as uncharacterized. The record is from RefSeq and is a predicted model, not a curated record. The transcript has 2 exons. NCBI's taxonomy places the organism in Eukaryota, Fungi, Ascomycota, Eurotiomycetes, Eurotiales, Aspergillaceae. Bases 1 to 381 code for a protein of 126 amino acids.
AUGUCUCAUCACUUCAAUGCUGCGCCGAGCCCUGAACCCGCCGAAGUUCUAGCGCAGCGUCCCAAUGAGCAUGCUGAGGCAGAAUCCUCUCAGGGGUGUAUAUUUACCAACUCCGUGUACCCAUGGUGGGAGGAACAACAGUGUGUCCUUGAUUCAGAGAGCGCAAUUUCCGAUCUGGACCAUUCUAUCAAGGAGCAGCUUCGGGCAGAUGGUUGGCUACUGGAUCGAAGUGGACAGGAAAUCCCACUGAGCCCAUUUCCACCCGAUAUCGACUCCGUGAUCCUCGCGCGAAGCUACAUUACUACACUCGAGAAUUGGCUCCGGAGUAAUGUGGAAGAUCCCGAGGAAAUAAUCCCAGUCGAUGGAGAUAUAGAUCCAUAG